AUGGCUGCCUACUGUUCACCUACGGUAUUUUUAUUUACGUUUCGUUUGUUAUCUGUUUUAAGACAGUCAAACACAGAAAGAGCAAAUGUCACGGCUGCACCGAGGAACAGUUAAAUUGCAACAGUGUUCAGAGUUUCGGUAAAAGAAACGCAAUUUUCCUCAGUUAUAGAGUAACGAAGGUUAACGUUACCGACAGCCUUAUUUUUUAUUUUCGCCGAGCUGUCACAUCAGUAUCGGACUGCCUUUGUUGGCGUGCUAAGCUAGCCAAAUAACGUUACUGCGAGGUUAACGGAUAAACUUAAGGGAAUUUGUCGCAAUGUUUAGCCCCGUGAAGUCCUCUUAUUUCCGAGUCAGUCCGACCAUUGUCAACAGAGAACUGGGGAAGACCAAGAUGAGAUAGCAAGAGGGCAUAACGGUAGUGCUAACACGCUAGUUUAACUACGAGGCAGAGUCCCGACCAAACCGAGAGAAAACUGAGUGAAGAACUCCCACCACGGCAUGUUUGGGAAUCUUUUCGAGGAAGAGGAGGAAGACGUUUCCUCGACUUCCUCCAGGGGGAGAGUUACAAAGGGGGGAGAUGAGCCACCUCCUCCACGGGGCAAAAGCAACCUGUGUGGCAUCAAAAACCAGGGGGGCACUUGUUAUCUCAACUCUCUGCUCCAGACCCUGCUGUUCACCCCAGAGUUCAGAGAGGAGUUGUUCAGUUUGGGGUCUGAAGAAUUAGGAUGCCUUGAAGACAAAGAGAAACCAGAAGCUAAGGUCAGAGUGAUCCCACUAGAGCUGCAGAGGCUGUUUGCCAGUUUGCUCCUUGUGGACCAGCAGAGCGCCUCCACAGCCAACCUCACUGACAGUUUUGGCUGGAACAGCAGUGAGGGAACAAAUCAGCAUGAUGUGCAGGAGCUGAACAGGAUCCUGUUCAGUGCGUUGGAGCACUCUCUUGUGGGCACUUCUGGCAGUACUCUUAUCCACCGGUUGUACCAUGGGACGAUUGUCAACAGCAUUGUCUGCAAGGAGUGUGGCAACGUCAGCCAGAGACAGGAGGAUUUCCUGGACCUGACUGUGUGUGUCUGUGGAGUGUCCAGCCUGGAGGAGGCUCUGUGGAACAUGUUUGUGGAGGAGGAGAUGUUCGAGGGCAACAACCUGUAUCGCUGUGCAGGGUGUGACAGACUGGUCACUGCUGCUAAGUCUGCCAAGCUGAAGAAACUCCCUCCGUUCAUGACCAUGUCUCUGCUGAGAUUCAGCUUUGACUUCACCAAAUGUGAGCGGUACAAGGAGACUGGACGCUACAGUUUCCCCUUAACCAUCAACCUACGGCCAUUCUGUGAACAGACUGAUGGAGAUGACUCUGACUUUACCUACGAGCUGUUCUCUGUGAUUAUCCAUAAGGGUGGCUGUUAUGGAGGUCACUACCAUGCUUAUAUCAGGGACACUGACCAGCUCGGCCAAUGGGAGCCACCGGAGGAGGAAUGCAAACCCAAGACUCAAAAGAAAGCCAAGGAGAAAGUCCGAGAAGCAUGUGAGCCAAAACUACAAGAGGAUGACCCUCUGUCUGUCCUCACUGCCAUAAUUGCCCAGGAGCCAUCAAAGAGUGUCCUGUUGGACCAGCUGGGACAGAAACUCAUGGAUAAGAUUGGUUCAUCCUGGAGCAAAAAGUUCAGAAAGCACUACGGUCCAAUUGGAAAGUUUCUUCAGUCCCACAAUGAUGUGUUCAUGUUGGUGUCAAAUGGCACUCGCGUAGCACUGAAGGCAAACCCUCCAAGCCCUGUAACAGAGCCGACCAGCCCAGCAGAACCGACCAUGAACUCUGACCUUACAACACCUUCAGACUGUGACGCUGCUGAACAACAGACAGAUCUGGAUCAGAGGCCAGAGCCUGAACAAAAGGGUAGCCACUGGUUUGACUUGAAUGACUCCUCAGUGACCUCCAUCAGGGAGUCUGACAUAGAGAAGCAGUUCCAGGGAAAAGAGAGCGCGUACAUGCUGUUCUACAGAAAGACACAGCUGCACAGGCCCAGUGAAGCCCUGAAUAAUCCUGAAUACAAAGUUCCUGUUAACCUCAUUGAAAUGGCUCAGAAGGAGAACCAGAGACUUCAGCAGAUACGUGAGGAGUUUGAAGCCACUAAUAACACAGUUGAGCUCCGUCUCCACCUGGCCCCCAGUUACAGGCUGGAAAACGGAGCCCUGCAGCCAAUCAGCAAGGAGCAUGAUGGGAGCACCACUCUGAGUUUUGACCGUAGAAAAACCGUGGGAGAUCUUCGAUUAGCUAUUUAUCAGAUGCAGGAACUUUGGGAAGGUGAUAUGGCUCUAACUGUGGCCAAGAGUCUUCCUGCAGGUCUACACCUCUACAACACUUUAACAGAUGACAGCGUGUCCCUGUACAGUGCAGGAAUUUCUUCAAAUUCUGACUUGUUUGUGUGGAACGGCAGAGAGGUGUGUGGUGCAGCUGUCCUAACAGGAGCAGAGUGGGAGCCUGUGCUGCUGACUGUAGUUCGCCCCUUUUUAGGGGAAGACGGGGAUCCCCAGGAGGAGGAUGGGGUGGACUGCGUGGAUGGGACAGGAGGUUUUGAAAAUGGGGGUUCGGGUCUGAAAAAGGAGGCAAGAGGAUUUGCAGGCGCAGUGACACUUGGAGAAGUAAGGGAGGCACUGGGGGAGCCGAAGGAGAGCGUCCUGUGUCAGGAGCAUAAGGGAGGAAAGAGAGGAGAACAGGGAGCAGGAGAAGGAGGAGGGGCUAGUGGUUGGAGGGUGUUCCCCCCUGAUGACAUGCAGCGAACCCUGAAGGAGCUGUCACUGAAGGAUGGAGACGCGCUGCUGGUGCUGGAGCCUCAGUCCUUUGAUUGCAGCAUGUUCACUCUAAAUGGAGACGUCGUCACUGUGACUACACCUUCUGACUGCCGCUGGCUCCAGGUGGAGUUUCAACCACAUGAGGGAGGAGGAGAAGGGGAGAGAGAGGAGGAGAGACGGAAGAUCAAAGUUCCUGCUACAGGAAAUAUGCUGCUGUGUGAGGUGAAACAGAGAGCGAUAGAGGAGCUACAGAUACAUCAAGGUGCACCGUACUGUCUGAGACAGGUGGACUGCACAGGGAAACUCCUUCCUCCAGUGUGUGAAGAAGUGAGUGUUCGGGAUGCGGGGGUGCGACUCAUGACCACACUGACUCUCUGUCCCGGAAACGCCCCCAAGGCAUCACAGAUUUUCUUGCACUUCUCUGUGGGUGCAGCGCCCUCUGCUGGUAUGGAGAUGGACAUUAUUGUGGAAAAUAGUUCUACUGUGAAAGAGUGCCUAAAGGCGAUGCUGGAUGCUGUUGGACUUGACGGCUGUUGGCACUUGAGGAGGCUCGACUGGUGUGAGGAGGUUGGGGAGCCACUUAUGGAUGAAGAUGCUUCUCUCUCAGAGCUGAAGAUCAGCAGUGGAGACACAUUAGUCGUCACAGAAGGACAGCUUCCUCCAAAGGGCUUUCUCAAGCUGUCUGUGUGGCUGUAUGUGGAUCCCAGAAACAACUUCAAUGGUUCUGGAAUCACCAGUAACGGCCACACUGAGGAGCACAUACAGGAGGUUAUGACUCCAGGAGAAACCAACUCUGCUCCUCUAAGGAGUGUUGGAGAGGUGGAGAUAUCAGACGAGGCCACUCUGGAGGAUCUCAAGACUCAGGUGUUGACGCUACCUGCCCUUCAGGACGUGUGUGUCCCAACCACUGCGUUCAUGCGUGUGUGGCAGCUUGAGGGACAGAGGCUGGCACGCAUCCUCAGAGGACAACAACUCACACUCAGGAAGUUGAAGCUGUCCAGUGGUGCAGACCUUUGUAUGCAGCAGCUGCUGAAGGAGGAGGAUCUGGGGCCAAAGGAGGUGCUGCUGAACAUAAAAAUGGGAAUACCAGGGGAGAGAUGUUACUACCCUCCAGAGGAGCUGGUUUGGGAUGCAUCCCGGGACUCUACUCCACGCUCUCUACGCACAUGUUUGGCUGCACACUUCGGCCUCUCCCCCGACUCACUGCUGCUGGCCAAACACCUGCCGGACAAACACACCUGGGAAGAAAUCUCAAACUGGAAUCAGCAGGUUUCAAAAAAGAAAAAGAAGAAAAAGACGGAAUCUCUACUGGGAGCACCAUUUCACCUUAAAGAUGGGGACACAAUCGGUAUCAAGAAUCUGUUGAUUGACAACAACAGGGACUUUGUCACCCUGGAGGACGAGCAGGGCCAGCAGAUGCUUAGAGAACGCGCAGAGGAACGCAGGAAAGGAGGUGAGGCUGCCGGCUCUGACGCCGUUGGACCACAGAAGAAGAGUGGAGCAACCAAAUCCAGGAAACCAGAGGUAGCGCUGUCAAUUAACGUUGGGGUCUUCAGAUAGCAGCCGGCUCUCAUGGAUG
Cheilinus undulatus (humphead wrasse) is the source of this 4360-nucleotide messenger RNA. It is a transcript of the gene usp40, whose product is annotated as ubiquitin specific peptidase 40. The record is from RefSeq and is a predicted model, not a curated record. Gene Ontology annotation, molecular function: cysteine-type deubiquitinase activity; cysteine-type endopeptidase activity. NCBI's taxonomy places the organism in Eukaryota, Metazoa, Chordata, Actinopteri, Labriformes, Labridae. Gene Ontology annotation, biological process: protein deubiquitination. Gene Ontology annotation, cellular component: nucleus; cytosol. The coding region runs from base 499 to 4341 and encodes 1280 amino acids. The transcript has 30 exons.